Molecule: messenger RNA, 1937 nt
Organism: Ictalurus furcatus (blue catfish)
Lineage: Eukaryota; Metazoa; Chordata; Actinopteri; Siluriformes; Ictaluridae
Gene: map1lc3a
Product: microtubule-associated protein 1 light chain 3 alpha
Exons: 4
Coding region: 134-499 (121 amino acids)
Biological process (GO): autophagosome assembly; autophagy of mitochondrion; macroautophagy
Cellular component (GO): cytosol; autophagosome membrane; autophagosome
Molecular function (GO): ubiquitin protein ligase binding
Source: RefSeq, a predicted model, not a curated record
CGUGUGUUAUUGUGCGGUUGUUGUGACACAGAGCCUUGAGUCAGUGUGUUGAUCAGCUUUUAGUGAAGGCAGGACAGAUCAUAAAGCAGUCGGAAAAGCACAGAAAUAGACUUGUUUCUCUCAGAUUGUAGUGAUGCCAUCCGACAGACCUUUUAAACAACGACGGACAUUCGCUGAUCGCUGCAAGGAAGUGCAGCAGAUAAGAGAGCAGCAUCCUAAUAAAAUUCCGGUUAUAAUUGAACGGUAUAAGGGAGAAAAGCAGCUACCUGUUUUGGACAAGACCAAGUUUCUAGUGCCUGAUCAUGUCAACAUGAGUGAACUGGUGAAGAUUAUCAGGCGUCGACUGCAGCUGAACCCCACUCAGGCCUUCUUCCUCUUGAUCAACCAGCACAGCAUGGUCAGUGUGUCCACCUCUAUCUCUGAGAUCUACGAGCAGGAGCGGGAUGAAGAUGGCUUUCUUUACAUGGUCUAUGCCUCCCAGGAGACAUUUGGCCACUAAGUUCUCCACUGGCUUCGUGUGACCAGAGAAAGCCAAAAGAAGCCAGGAGAAAGAAAGCAGGUUCCUGCUAACCGUAGCCCUGUGAUCUCUCUGUUUCUCUCUCCUCUCUGUAAGUUGUACCUUUCUCCUGCCAUCAUAAAGUUAACACUACGUUCAUUGUGUCUCAUUACGACACGAGUGUGCAUCUCACAGCACUACUGUAUCUACUAGUUUCUCCCUUUAACCUUUUUAUCAACUUGACUCUCUUAUUCCACUUAGUAAUGUUAGCCUCUGUGUGUGUGUGUGUGUGUGUGUGUGUGUGUGUGUGUGUGUAAAGAGCCACACUUAUACUCUGUGCUCUGGCCCUGACUGUUCUUCAGUUGAUUGUGUUCUUUGAUUUUAUUGCUAGGGUCAGUGUGUAAAAUAAUGAGUAACACGUUUCAUGACAUUGUACUGUAAGUAGGCGAGUGUCUGUUAUAUCCUUAUCCCCUUUUUGUUUUUUUUAAAUAUAUAUAUAUAUAAAUAUUAGUCUGUAGUUUUUUUUUUCCCCCCCAGUGCUUGCUUGUAGUGAUCAGCGAAUUGGUGCUGGAGUGAGAUUUUAAGAUAUUUCUUCAAAAGCAAAAAUAAAGUCUUAGUGAAGUCCUGUAAAUUUGUUUUACAUAUUAGCUUUUACAGCAGCCUCGGUGUAUGUACAGGAACACUACAGGCCUCCAAACCAACAUACAGGAUCUAAAUCUGAAUUAAUAAACUACCAAGUUUUGGGAAGACCCUGUACAAGACCCGUUCCCCACGUUCCCGUACUACCGUUUAAUUCAGAAGUAAAGUCCGUAUAGGAGAAUCGAGGUCGGAAAGAGAAAACAGGAAGCAGUUGAACUGUCUAAUUCUGCUCAUGGUCUUAUUUAAGCUAGAUAUGGGUUGGAGUACCAUUUUUAGUCCUUAAUGUCCCCAGGAUUAUAAUGUGGGAGUGUGAAUGUGGCCUGAAGUGUAUAUGACACAGCAGUCUGUCCUGUAGGCCUGCAAAAAUAUACAACUAAACAGAUCCCCAACGUCCAUUCUUCUGCCCUGCUAGAGUUUGUGAUGGGUCCUGUUCACUAUAUCACGUAUAAAUAAUAUGCUUCUUUUGCACAAAUAAACAGCCAAGAGGAUAAACGUCAUUUUCAAACAAUUUUUGGCACACAGUUGGAUUAUGUAUCUUGUUUCUUUCCUUUAUAUCACUAUGCGAUGUAUUUGCCUUCUGUUCCAACUUCAAUGAAGGGUUUAUGAUGCACUACAUAGAUUGCAUGUUUUUCUCAACCUUUUUUAUAUAUUGAUUUAUGCUAUUAGAUUUGUUAAUUAUUUCUUUAUUUAAAGUAGGGGGAGAAAAAAAAAAGUCUUUUUAGAUGUUUUAAAACCAAAAGAAUGAAAUGAAUAUGUAUCUAUGUUUGAAACUCAAGUGUAUAUAAACUAUCAUAUGAUUAGC